Pectinophora gossypiella (pink bollworm) is the source of this 3952-nucleotide messenger RNA. Its product is annotated as tetratricopeptide repeat protein 37. Lineage: Eukaryota; Metazoa; Arthropoda; Insecta; Lepidoptera; Gelechiidae. The record is from RefSeq and is a predicted model, not a curated record. The transcript has 2 exons. Gene Ontology annotation, molecular function: protein binding. Gene Ontology annotation, cellular component: Ski complex. The coding region runs from base 123 to 3935 and encodes 1270 amino acids.
CACUGUCAUGUCAACCAUAUUAUGACAUGAAUCUGAAAAAUACGUAAAAAAUACAUUUCUUACAACUAAAAUUAGCGUAAGAAAAAUAUCAAUUUUAUGAAAUCAUUCAAUCUAUUUUGACAAUGGCGGACAUAAAGUUGUUAUUGAAGGAAGCUAGGAAACUUAUCGACGAAAAGAAGUACAAAGAAGCACAAGAAUGCUGCAAGGAUAUACUUCGAAAAGACAAACAGAACUACUUUGGAUUAAUACUACUUGGUAAAUCACUACAAGAUUCCGAGCAGGCACCUCUGGCUUACCAGAAAGCAAUAUCUGAGAAACCCGACCACCCACUAGCCUGGCAGGGUCUCGCUAAUUACUAUGAAGGAAAAGAUAAUAAUUCCCUAAAGCCGAAACUGUUGAAAAUCUAUGAUGAAAUGUUGAACCUCACCCUGGAAGAUGAAAAAGCUGUGGAAAUAAUAACUAAACUCGGUCAACUUGGUUGUUCUCUACAAAACAAUGAAGUUAUAAGCAUAUUGCUAAAAUACAUGGGAAAGGAACUGAAUCCAAUAUUAAUGGAUGCUGCUGAAAAGCAACUAGUUGCAAUAUUGAAAGCCAAUGUUCUUUGCAAAGAGACAGACAUAAACCAAGUAUGCAAUAUUUUAACUAAAAUUUGCACUGGGGAACCAAAUGAGUCAUUAGAAGUGCUUAAAGCACAAGUCAUUCUACAAAAACCCAAUUUUGUCUCAGCUAUUGAAGAAGUCUUAAACUUGAAAUGUUUUUCUAACAAUGUCUUGCUUCGAGAAUUGCUAUGUAAAUAUUUAUGCAAAAUAUAUGUGGAAAAAGAUUCAUUUUCAAGUUUCCCUAUCGAAACUUAUGUAGAAAAGAUUACUGAAGGAGUUGAAAACUCAAAGUACCCUGGUUUGCUAAAAAGCAUUAUUUGUUAUGAUAAGGGAUUGUACUUAGAUGCAUACAAGCAAUGUGUACCAUUGAUUAAUUACCAAGAUGCUGAUGUUACUGAAGCAACAUUCAUAAUAAAGUGCACAAUUAAACUUAAAAAAUGGUCUGUGGCUCAAAAACUUGCAAAAAACUUUCUAACCAAAGUGAAAGAUUCAACUUUUACCCAUGAAUUGCGAAAAUUCUUAUUUUUGUCUUUAGCCAAGCAACAAAAGUGGAAAGAUGCAAUCAUUACAGCUAAGCAAAUACCUUCUGAAAGCUUAAGUAAUGGUGAGCAGGCAAUACUUGCAGAAUGUUAUAUUGAAUGCAAUGAGUCUGCUGAUACAUUAAUAGAAUCAUUGCAUUCUACAGAACACUAUAUACAACUAAAAGCUCUUCUAAUGCUGAAGCAAGAAAAAUAUGGUGAAUGUGUAGCUUUACUGGAAACUGCACCAGAAACUGCACUGAAUUUAUUCUACUUAGGUAAAGCUUACUGGAAACUCAAGCAAUAUGACAAGUGCCUUAUCAAUUUGCUUAAAGCAGCUAAAAUGGAUAGUGAUCAUGCUCAAACAUUUUUAUAUUUGGGUCAUUUUUACCACCACUAUAAACAGGAUUAUGAAAAAUCUAAGAAGUGUUAUGAAAAAGCAUAUAGUCUGAACAGCAUGGAUAGCAGCAUUGCUAAGAAUUUAAGUGAAAUUUAUGCAAAAUUGUCAUUAAAAGAUGCCGAUUUUGAAUUAUUAGACACUGCACAGAAGGAUAUUAAUGAACCGUGGGUGUGCUUUAGACUUGGAUUGCAUUAUCUGAACAGAAGAGAUUGGGAAAAAGCAAUUAUUAAUUUCAGGAAUGUUAUCAAGAAUGAUCAAAACAAUAUAACUGCUUUUGAGUGCUUAGCAGAUGCUUAUUAUUCUAGGGGAUCUUUCACAUCAGCACUAAGAGCAUAUAAUAAAGUAAUGAUAUUAAACCCAGGUCAAGCUUCUCAUUGUUUGACAAGAACAGGGUACAUAUAUUCUCUCUUGACACAAUAUGAAGAUGCCAUUUCUACAUUCGAAAAAGUACUUGAUAUUGAUCCCAAUUCUCUUCUAGCAUUGAAAGGAAUCGCAGAAACAUGGAUGAGAGUUGCCAAAAAGAAAGAAUCUGCAAAAUUGUAUGGCAGUGCCAGAGAUUAUGCUCAAUAUGCAGUUAAUUAUAUCACAAAAGCCCUUUCAAAACAGAAGCAGUUGUCAUGUUUUUGGAAAUUAAUGGCUGAUACACUAAUGUUUAUCACAAAAUUGCCAAAUAAAUAUUCUUUUGUCUACAUCAAAGAUACAUUCAAUGAUUCAAACAAUGAAUUAAUUAAGAUAAAUAAACUGGAAAUAUUCCCUCAAGCUAUUGCAUGUUAUUCAUACAUUGCUAAGUUGAAACAACAAGUGGCCUCAUAUGACCUAGCCUUAGCUUACCUAGAGUACUAUCAUGAAAGCAAAAAAUUGGUUAACUGUAAUAUAUCUUUCAACCUAACAAUCAGCUGUAUCCAGGAAAAACCAUUAGCAUGGCGCAACUGGAACUUACUAGGAAAGAUAUGUCUAUUUGUACAAAAACACCAUAUUGCACAGCACUGCUUUAUUAAGGCGUUGUUAGUUACCCGAAAAUGGUCUGUUGCGAAAAUAUGGUGUAAUCUUGGAACUUUGUACUUGAAACUAAAAUUAUAUAAACUGGCAAAUUAUUGUUUCUGGCGAGGUCAAUCUACCUUACCAUCCUACCCUCAGAGUUGGAUAGGCCAAGGGUUAAUUGCAGAAGAAAUUCGCGAAGAAGAAGCCAUGGAUCUAUUCAGACAUGCAUCUCGCUUAGGCUACCAUCCAGAAAGUGCACUUGGGUAUGCAGACUGGGUUUGUCGUACAUUGAAAAACCAACGCUAUAAAGAGGACCCAGAAUCGAGAUACGUCAUUGAAGGUCUUCAUGCUAUACCAUAUGCAAUGGAUUUGAUGGAAUGGUUUUUGAAUUUUGAUCCAAAUAAUGCAUGUGCUUGUAUUAUUAUGGGAAUUUUACAAGAAAGAAGUGGUCUCCUUCAUGGGGCAUUAAGAUCUUAUGAAAAAGCACUGCAGUAUGCUGAAGAAGAUAAAAAGAAUAUUGCUCUUUUAAACAUUGGGCGGAUUAUGCUUCGGUUAGGACAUUAUGAGGAAGCAAUAAAGGCAUAUAAAGCUAUCACUGAAGCUAGUCUGAACUCUGCAAGUGGGCUUGCAUUAGCGUUAUUUAAGAAAGAUCUUUAUGAAGAGUCUUAUUCGGCAUAUGACACAGCUUUACAUUGGUUAAGUAAUGACGAUGAUGAAAAAGCAGAUCUUCUUGUUGCAAUGGCUGGCAUAGUUUACAUGUUUAAAGGCGUCGAUGACGCAAAAACUAUAUUGUUUCAUAGCAUACAGGUAUCACAGAAGAAACCUACAGCUUUCAGUUUAUUCGCGAUAUGCUCGUUGGGUCUAAUUCAUUCAGAUCAAAGUUUAUCCAAGUUGGCUCUUGGUGAAUUACAGAAAUAUGAAAAAGAUAGCAAUUUCGGUUUUGAUACUGGAUUUUUGAAAUCUUACCUACUUGUUACCCAAAACAAUGUGGAAGAAGCUAUUAAAUUGUUAAGUGACUCUCUCCAUGAUCAUCCUAAUAAUGCACUACUGUGGUACUGUAUGGCUCAAUACUGCUUGAGGGCAGCUGAUACAAGGGCAAAAAUUGCUAGUUGUUGUGCUCAAAGGGCGCUGUGCCUAGCUCACUAUAGUGAAUUUGAGUGUGACCCUGCAAAAAUGAUUGCCACUGCAAGUAUUUCUGAACAUUUGGCGGGAAAUCGCGCUAAAGCUUUAUUAUUGGCUAAACAAGGCCUUCAUAUGUAUCCCCGUCAGGCAGAAAUAUGGGCGGCUCUUCUAUUUUCACUUAUCUCUCACAAGAAAUGGAUAGAAAAAACAGAUUGGAUAGCUAGUGUAGCAGGAUAUAUGCGAAGACAGCUUGAUGUUACACGGCCCUUGAGCAGAUGGGUUGGACUUUUAGAGAAGAAAAUGCAUGUUAAGUAAUUUAUACCAUUUUUAAA